AUGGUGUCCUAUUCUGAUUUUGACUCCGAUAAUGACGGCGAGUUCUAUUCAGACGAGGACCUGCCAAUAAUCUCAUCGAAGACCAAUAAAUUGAUAAAUCCAAAUGCAAUGGCACGCCUAGGCAAAGCUUCUGACUCUAGAACCGAUGCGCCGCCAGUAAAAUCUAGCAGUACAUCCGACCAUCUUUCUUACAAGAAAUCCGAUUUUCAUAAUCAAUCUUCCUCUAUACAAACUAGCAUGCCUAAAUACAUCGAAUCAGAAAAUAUGAAGAAACCCAUGGCCAAUCUGAAAAGCUUAGCCGCUGACCCCGCUAUGGCAAGCUUAAACGUCGAGCAUGCAUCUGCAAAUAAAAGGGAGGCCCAUCCGGUAGAAGAAGCCAUCUCUAUCAUCAAAAAUGGAAGCAUGCCUGUAAAAGAAAAAGAGGGUUCUUUAGUAAGUGGUGGGCAAUUUCACAUUAUGAAUCAGGCAGGAUCUAAUUGCGAUCAUAUCCCCGUUAUUGAAAAGAUUGAGAGAGCCGGCAUACCGUUGAACAAAGAAAUACCCAAUGUGGUCACAGAAGGUGUACUCGCUUAUGAUGAGAUAAGAAAAAUUAUUCAAAAUAUAAGAACCGUUCCAUUUCCAAAGCCCAGCUCAGGAUGUGAGCGGCAAGCUUUGGGGUUCUUGUGUAAGCUGAUUGAAACAUUUCAAGGCGCAUUGGCCAUAAGAUAUUCUGAAAUCCCAACAACAUUUGCUCAAAUUCACAAUGAACCGAUGAACUUUAAAAAAUAUAUCCACGGGAUGAGAUCGCUAAUGACAUCCGGGAAAGACACGAGAUCUUCUUUAAAAGAGCGUUGGGAAAAAUUACCUUCAAAAUUCAAAGAUUUUCUCAACUUACUUCCAUGGUUUUGUUUGUAUAUUUCUCCGUAUGAUAAAAAUGCCGUUUGGGUGUUGAGAACCAAGGAUCCUGCAGUCAAGAACUGGGCCUUAAAGCAAUCAACCAUUUCCCCGUUUAUUUCUGCCUUUGCACCAAGGGAAGCAAGAAUUCCCUUUGGAAGAUUAGUUGAGCUGCAUUCCCACUUAUUUUGUGUUUGGAAUAAUGGCAGAGCGGAAGGAUUUUCGCAGUCGCUUCUCAGAAAAGAAAUUGGGAGCAGCUGGAGAUUUUCUGGAUCGAACGCGCCUAUCACUUUUAAAUAUUCCGAAGUAUCCGUGGAAGCAAAAAAUAUACCAAAUAGGGAAGAUGGAGCAAAAGAUUUCGUGCCGGAAGACCUUCUCAUUACAAUACCACCGCUUCGUGCACUAAAUAGGAUCGGACCAUGUGAAUGCUCCAUUUGCAACGAAAGGAUUUCGCUUGACUAUUCGAAGAAACGUAUAUCUGAUGAUGGAGACGAGAACAUCCCAUCAAAAAGACAAUCCUUGCCAACGGAACAAAUUGAAGAGUCUUUGAUAUUUGAGAGAUGUACAUUCAAUCCAAUGGCGCAAGUGGAGUUAUCAAAUGUUAUUUUUGGAGCCAAAAAUGUUGGAUGCUGGUCUUUUUCAUCAAACCUUUAUUCGCUGACUUGCGAGCGGCUUCAACUAUGCAAAGGAACAGAUUAUUUUCGCCUGAAAGCAAUGAACUCCUGA
Messenger RNA from Mitosporidium daphniae, 1599 nucleotides. RefSeq lists its product as uncharacterized. The transcript has a single exon. The coding region runs from base 1 to 1599 and encodes 532 amino acids. NCBI's taxonomy places the organism in Eukaryota, Fungi, Microsporidia. The record is from RefSeq and is a predicted model, not a curated record.